This is a messenger RNA of Cylicocyclus nassatus, 563 nucleotides long. NCBI's taxonomy places the organism in Eukaryota, Metazoa, Nematoda, Chromadorea, Rhabditida, Strongylidae. The record is from the annotation of a GenBank genome assembly.
AGAUCCGUAUCUACAAUAUAAUUCCUCUCAUGUCUCUAAGUGACACAAUAUUUUGUCAAUAUACAUCAUUUAACAAUGUACACUAUUGCUUAACAUAAUGCUAACAUUGUUACCCAUUUCUGUACAUGUAUAAUCUGAACUGUUGAUAAUUCAGAUUUACGAAAUAAAUUGGAACUUUUAAAGCUUUUCGCCGGUUAUGUGCUACAACUCGAGAACGUUCAACCUUUAUUCCCCUUCUUUCAGGAUGCGCUCAGUUACACUCUGUCUUUUAUUCGCUUUCCUCAUCGUAUGUUUCGCUGAGGAAAUGUUAGAAUUCAGCCCUGACGAUAUCCCAGCCGACGCUCCCAUCAUCCGAGAGAAAAGACAGUUUGGGUGGGGAGGCUAUGGCGGAUUUGGAGGAGGAUGGGGUAGAGGAUAUGGAGGCUACGGCGGUUACGGCGGUUACGGAGGCUACGGAGGUUAUGGUGGCUUCGGUCGUCGAUAUGGAGGAGGCUGGUGGUGAUCAGGAUUGCCAUAUUUUUAAAAUGCUCAAUAUCGUGCAAUGUAUUUUAUAAUGUAUAAUA